Gaeumannomyces tritici R3-111a-1 is the source of this 3489-nucleotide messenger RNA. RefSeq lists its product as hypothetical. The transcript is spliced from 6 exons. Gene Ontology annotation, molecular function: structural constituent of nuclear pore. Bases 362 to 3244 code for a protein of 960 amino acids. Lineage: Eukaryota; Fungi; Ascomycota; Sordariomycetes; Magnaporthales; Magnaporthaceae. Gene Ontology annotation, cellular component: nuclear pore; nuclear pore outer ring. Gene Ontology annotation, biological process: post-transcriptional tethering of RNA polymerase II gene DNA at nuclear periphery; regulation of DNA-templated transcription; mRNA export from nucleus. The record is from RefSeq and is a predicted model, not a curated record.
ACAGAGGCCCGCACAGACGGGAGCAAGCGGAUCCACACCAACUUCAAGGAAGCUUGUGGCCCCUAGCAACUGAACUGCUGCAUUUGGAAGCUGCGCAUCGCGACUUUCGCGUUCGCCUAGCAAAAAGAUUAUCACCCCCCCAGACCGAACGACGACGGCGAUUCCCGAACCACGCGCGCGAUCUGUGGCCGCCCCGCUGCCGCCAGCGCUGAUCGAGCCUUCCUAUCUUCGACGAGUCCGAUAUGUGAAGCAAGCUCGUUGGACGCAAGUUCAAUUUUGGUACAUACCUCUUUGGCGCUACCUGAGAACCGAGCGGCUCGCGGCCUAACCUGCUGCCUCCAGCGCAGGAAUCUCAGCAACCAUGGCUCCGUCACUGUCACUACAGGGUCCCAUCAGCAGCGACCCUUCAUAUGCCGGCGUCGACCUAGACGGUGACGACGAGAUGGCGAUGCUCGAAGAAACCUUCAAGGAGACUACGGUGCCAUACGACGAAGAGGUCGAGGUGUUUGCGAAAUAUCUCGACGACUGCACCCUUGAAUCAGGCACGACCUCGCAGAAGCUUGCCCGGAUUUUCAAGUUGAUCGAGAGCUAUUCCGAAUACGUCAACGAGCGGGCACAGGCACUGCGAGAACGGCUGCGGAUCGCCGCAUCCGCGCGCGGCAACUCCCCCUCGUGGCAGCAUGGUCACUCCGACGACAACGACAUGGACAUGGACGACGGUGCCGAUCAGCGAUCCCGAGCGACGAAUCCGAAGGCGGAGCUAGAGCUCUGGGAGCAAGAGGCUCAGACCUGGGAUCUUUUGAAGCGCCUGCUGCCCCUGAGGUAUGGGGAGAAGCCCAAGACCAACGAGUUGCCGGCCCAUGGCCCUCGGUGGUCUGAAUUCCUCGAGGCGGUACCCUCGGCCCAGGAGAACUUGGCAGUUCUGGGGUGGUUACAACAGAGCGCCCGUGUGCGACCCGACAUCGACGAGCUGGUCAAGGACCUUCAGCGAAAUGCCGAUCGCGGAGAUAUUGUCGCCCACGGCUGGCUUCACACACGGACCGCCAUCAAGAUGUACAAGACGCACAUGCACGCGUCCGGUCCUGUCGACCCCCAGACCGCCGACUCUACCGGCUCGAAUCUGACGACAGCAAAUGGCCCCAUGGUUACACAGCUUGACCCAGAUGUGGUGGUGAGGCAACAGCGGCGGCUGGCUCCGCAGGACGAAUACUUUGAGCGCGCCAUCUGGCUCGGCUGCUUCGAGCUACUGCGGCGGGGCCGGAGCAUGAGCGAUAUCAGGGACUGGUGUCAAGAACGUACCGAGUCCUGGAGGGCCGUCAGCAUGUCUGGUCUGCCCAUGUCACUGGACGGAGUGGUCAAUUCACUCGGCAAUGAUCCUAUCCCGGCCAUUCUGUGGAAGCGGAUGUGCUUGGAGGUGGCUCGCCAGGGCAGCACAGACGACUACGAACGUGCCGUCUACGGCAUCUUGUCCGGUGACCGGGAACGUGUCGAGGCCGUUUCCCGGUCAUGGGACGACUACGUUUUCGCCCAGUACAACUGCCAGCUGCGAAGUCAAUACGAUCAGUACCUGGUGGAAAAGUGCAACUCCGAGUCUCUGUCACCAGAUUCCAUGUCGACUCUCAGCCAAUUCGCCAACGUGGAGCCUACCCGGGCCGGCUACAGUACCAAGUCCUAUCUGGAUAGUCUGGAAACGCGCCCGCAGAUUACGCCAGAAGCGCAGACACCGGCAAAGUCACUACAUGCGUCCAUUCUGGCCAACACCUUAGCCGACUUCCUAGAAAAGCAGGGCGAUGUCCUCGCGGCCGAGGCCAAAACGAGCAGUCAGCCAGGCGAGGCGCUAUCAAGGCUCCUCCCUCAGCUGGGUCCGACCUCGGUACCUUCAGUCCCCAGCCGAUACGCGAAACUCAGUGAACACCACUGGAUCCGUGCGCUGAGUCACAUAUUCAUCGUGGUAGCCGCGCUCGAGGCAACCACGCACGCGGGGCCGGUGGCCGACAGGAGGUUGCCGACCAGGGAACAUAUUCUCGCCGCCUACAUCAGCUAUCUGCGCCUGGCUGGUUUGGAUGAACUCGUGCCACUGUACUGCGCAAAGCUGGUGGGCGAGAGACGAUACACGUGCAUGAGCCGCAACCUGAUUCACAUCACAGAUCGGGAGAUGCAGAUGCGUAUGCUGACGCUCAUGGAGAAGAUGGGCCACGACGUGAUCACAUUCGUCAAGAUACAACCACAGCUGUAUCUUGAGGACAUUGGUGAGGCUAUUCUUGACUCGCCUUUGCUGCAUACAGAGAGGCACCCUUUCAAGAUAUUGGCCAACGGCCCACCCUCGCUCAAGUACGGCCGCAUCAUCAACCCUGGCGUCCUCGGCAACGAUCCGAGCAACCCCGAAGACAGCCAGAUUGCAGCACCUGACGAGUACCUUAUCCGCUCCAUGGAAUGGUUACUGCUUGUCACUGGCCUGAUUCCAGAGACAUUCGACUACGGCGUCAAGAUCUACAAAUACUUUCUGAAACACAAGCGGCUAGUUGCCGCCCGCUCGUUCGCGGAGCGUGUUUCUUGCGCCGACAUCCUGAGGCACAAGGCUGGCUUGCCCAUCCAGGAUGAGGAAGAGACGUCCUGGUGGGAUGAUAUGUUCUCCGCGGCAAGGCUCGAAAGUCUCGAUGCCAUGGACGAGGAUGGGGCAGGCGACACCGACGUUCCAAGAGAGCAGAUGGCAAUACUUGCCCGGCCUUUCUUCGAGCUCGAGUGCGCAGUGAGGGCGAUGGACUGCCUUGAGACAACAGCUCAAAUCACCCGCGAGAGCAGAGAUGACGGAUCCCGAGACAGGGAGAUUGCCCAGUCUCUGAGCCACAACGCCAAGCUCAUCAGGGGCUUCAUGAAGCCUUUGCUCAAGGACUGGCUCAUGACGACGCAGGAUUACGCAAAGGAGUUUGCGCAGCUCCGCGAGACUUACCUCCCAGAACUUGUGAUUGGAUAUGCCAGCACGCUGCAUGCGGCUGGCACAAGCUCGACGCGCGACUUCCUACUGGAGUGCAUGGAUCUGGCGGCGCAUAUCGCCGAGGAGAACUCCGACCUGGCAGCUCUUCUUGUGCGGACCGGGAGGAUGAAGGAGCUACUCGAGUCGUUUGCGUCGUGCAGCAAGGCGCUGGCCAUCUGGACCACGGACCUCAAGAAGGGCCAGGGGCCCAACUCCAAGAAGUACCGGGAGACGGGCUGGUCGCGAGAGCUCUGGACGAUCAAGAACUAGAUCGGGUCUGGGAUGAGAGAAAGCUAGGGACAAGGGGAGGCGGGCGUGUCUGCGGGUGGAGGUUGUGGCGUCAUUUGGUAUGGAGAGCCGGGCAACCGCAUCAUAUUGGCACUUUUAUGGCAUAGACCCAGAUGUAUGUACAAGGCUAUUGUCCUCAUUAAACUCACGGAUCUUGUUUCUUCACAACUUUUAAAACGCCUCGUCUCGGAGCCCAUCGGUCUACCCAACCUAAGCAAACGGGAGGC